Molecule: messenger RNA, 942 nt
Organism: Solanum tuberosum (potato)
Lineage: Eukaryota; Viridiplantae; Streptophyta; Magnoliopsida; Solanales; Solanaceae
Exons: 1
Coding region: 1-942 (313 amino acids)
Molecular function (GO): zinc ion binding
Source: RefSeq, a predicted model, not a curated record
AUGGUAAACGAGGAUAGUCAUAGGUUCAUGUAUUAUUUCUUGGCCUUUGGUGCUUGCAUUAAGGGAUUAGCCCACAUAAGAAAGGUAAUUGCGGUUGAUGGCACUCAUUUACAUGGUAAAUACGAGGGCGUGUUGUUUAUCGCUGUUGAACAAGAUACGGAGAAUCAUGUUUAUCCGAUUGCCUAUUGUGUCGUGGACAAAGAGAAUGAUGCAUCUUGGACAUUCUUCUUUGAGAAAUUGAAGGAGAUUGUGGUCGAUGAACCAGAUUUAUGUUUUAUCUCCGAUAGACAUAAGAUUAUCGCCAACGGUAUUGUGAACGUUUACAAUCAUGCUCACCAUGGAUAUUGUAUGAGGCACCUCGGUGAAAAUCUCUGCAUAAAUCAUCAUUGUGGAGAUUACCUUUAUCUUUACUACAAUGCGGCAAAGGCUUAUUCUUUGGAGGAGUUUUACAAUCAUUUUGUAGAAUUCAGGAACAAAUUUCCCGCGGCAACCGUCGUCCUUGAGCAUGAUAUUGGUUUUGAGAAGUGGAGCAGGACACAUUUUCCUAGCAAUAGAUAUGAUGUGAUGACCACAAAUAACGCUGAGUCACUCAAAGCUAAGUUGCUAGACGAAAGAGAGUAUCCCGUGGCAUCUAUAUUUAAUUCGAUUGCUAAGAGGUUUGGAGAAUUGUUUAGGGAGAGGAAUGCAUAUAUCCUCAAAUCAAUGGGUAAUCAAAUGGUGCCAGCUGCGGAAAAAAUCGCAAGAAAAAAAAUGAUAGAAGGCGACUCCUUGUAUGUGGAGAAUAUAACCAGGGACGGCAAUCAAUUUACCGUGUUCGGUGCGGGUGUUACUGCCUAUGUGGACCUACUGGAAAAGUCAUGUUCAUGUAGGGAAUAUGACUUGAUCAAGAUACCUUGUGCUCACGCGAUAGCCGUUUUGCGAUCGAAACAUGGCAAUGAGUAA